AUGUCUUCAGACCCGUUCCUCGAGGCUCAAGCCGACAUCCUUGCCCUCCUACAACAGUCCAGACCACUGCUCGCAUCUUACCUUCGGAUCCGCUCAUCUGCCUCCUCUGCCAACUCUCCAGAGCUUGUUGAAGCGCGGAACGACCUUGAGUCAACACUCACAGAUCUUAGUACCAACCUACAGGACCUUGUGGAGAGCGUUAAGGCUGUUGAAGGUGAUCCAACCCGAUAUGGUCUCACACGCGAGGAAGUCGCAAGGCGACGCGAGCUCGUCGAUGAUGUCGCUCGCGAAGUCGAAGACAUGCACACGCAACUAAAUCAGACGGUCCAGCAUGCCGACGCGCAAAGGCAGGCUGUACUGGCGCACCCAGAUAGCUUUCACCACGACAUGGACGAAGACCCAUUGGCAGGUGAUCCCAGGCGCGAGGACGAUUAUGGCGCAUGGGAGGAGCAGAGGCAGAUGGAGAUCAUGCACGAGCAAGAUCAAGCACUGGAUGGUGUGUUUCAAACUGUCGGCAACCUAAGGAUGCAAGCGGACACGAUGGGAAGAGAGCUCGAGGAGCAGGCCGAGCUGCUCGACGAUACGGACAAUCUGGUCGAUCGUGUGGGAGGAAAGCUGCAGCAAGGACUUAAGCGGAUAGGGCAUGUUAUUGAAAGGAAUGAGGAUCGAUGGUCGAGCUGCUGUAUCGGCUUGUUAAUCACCGUCCUCAUCAUCCUACUCAUCUUGGUGAUCGUUCUGUGA
Messenger RNA from Baudoinia panamericana UAMH 10762, 741 nucleotides. RefSeq lists its product as uncharacterized. The transcript is spliced from 2 exons. Lineage: Eukaryota; Fungi; Ascomycota; Dothideomycetes; Mycosphaerellales; Teratosphaeriaceae. Gene Ontology annotation, cellular component: endomembrane system; SNARE complex; membrane. Gene Ontology annotation, molecular function: SNAP receptor activity; SNARE binding. The coding region runs from base 1 to 741 and encodes 246 amino acids. Gene Ontology annotation, biological process: Golgi to vacuole transport; vesicle fusion; intracellular protein transport. The record is from RefSeq and is a predicted model, not a curated record.